This is a messenger RNA of Fonsecaea multimorphosa CBS 102226, 1857 nucleotides long. RefSeq lists its product as uncharacterized. Gene Ontology annotation, molecular function: monooxygenase activity; flavin adenine dinucleotide binding. The coding region runs from base 1 to 1857 and encodes 618 amino acids. The record is from RefSeq and is a predicted model, not a curated record. The transcript is spliced from 3 exons. Lineage: Eukaryota; Fungi; Ascomycota; Eurotiomycetes; Chaetothyriales; Herpotrichiellaceae.
AUGGACGGCCAUCCACUUGCUUCCAUACCACCCCUUAAGCUGCACGACGGCGUCAAUCGCGAUGAGAUCAACGCCAGUGACAUUGUCGCCGAUUGGCUCGCUGCUCUAGAGAAGCGGCCUAAGAACGGUCUAUCUACUGACCUCUCAGACCUCUUCAUUGAUGACUGCUGGUGGCGGGAUUUUACAGCACUUUCAUGGGAUAUAGUAGCAAAGCACGGUCUGGAAGACGUUGCAGAGUACCUCACCAGCUCGACCACUGGAUUUGGGCAGUUGACUGCCAUCAAAACCGGUGGUCUACAGGCGAGCUUGGUCGACAUGCACGGGGCCAUCUGGAUCCAGGGCGGCUUUACUUUCCAGACAAGCGACGGCUCGGGCACCGGUCUUGUUCGGUUGAUUAACGUGGACAAGUCUCACUGGAAAGCGUGGACAGUUUUCACUCAGCUGGAGAGACUCCAUAGCCAAGAUGAGCUCGACAAGCAGAGAAUGCGACAAUCCUACACCCAGACGAGAAUCGCCAAUGGUGUCAAUGGGGAAAAGGAGGGCGACCUCCAGGUCUUGAUCAUCGGUGCCGGACAAUCGGGCCUCAUGCUCGCCGCACAGCUGAAGAACAUGGGGAUCAAGGCAUUGCUUGUUGACAAGCUCCCCCGACUGGGUGACAUGUGGCGCUCCAGAUACGAAACAAUCAGGACGCAUACACCAAUCUAUCUCGACCACUAUCCCUUCCUCAGAUUCCCUACCAACUGGCCGCGAUGGAGGGAGCAGGACAAGAUUGCCAGCUGGAUGGAACAUUAUGGACAAGUCAUGGGACUUGACUAUAUGCUCAGCACGACCGUGAACAAGAUUGACUACGACGAGCAGGCGCGUCGAUAUACCGUGGAGGUGGAAAAUGAAGAUGGCAAGCACGUCUUCCAGCCUAGGCACCUUGUGUUGGCGACCGGCGUGUUCAGCCAUCAUCCCAUCGAACCCGAAAUUCCAGGCAGAGGUUCGUUCAAGGGCGAGAUAUACCACUCGAUGCACCACAAAGCCGCACGACUAAUCCCCGACCUGGCCAACAAGCACGUCGCCAUCAUCGGCUCUGGCACCAGCGCCCACGACAUCGCUCAGGACUUUGUCAACUCAGGCGCGAAAGACGUAUCGAUCGUACAACGCAAUGCAAUCUUCUCCGUCUCGGCCACAGCGCUUGAAGACUCCUACUUGUCCAUGUGGAACACCCCUGGCAUCUCCACCGAGGAGGCAGACAUCAUUGGCAACUCUUUCCCCACCGCGGUGGCUCGCACACUCAACAUCGGGCAAACGCAGAUGAUGGAGGAGCACGACCAGGAGUUACUCGCGGGCUUGGAGAAGGCCGGUCUGAAGCUGAAACGCGCAAAGACUGCCGGCUAUGGCUUUAUUGACCACCUCUUGGUCAAGGCCGGUCAUUUUUACAUCGAGCAGGGGGCCAGUCAGAUGAUUGUGGAUGGGCGAAUCAAGGUCCAUCAGUGCGACGACGGCGUCAAGGAAUUUGUGUCUGACGGCUUCAUUCUGGCUGAUGGGAAGAAGGUGCAGGCCGACCUGGUCGUUUUGGCAACCGGGUACCAGAGAAACAUCCUGACCGUCGAGGAGCUCAUGGGGAAGAAAGUCGCCGAGAAGGUCGGCGAUCUGGGCUAUCUCGACAACGGGCAGGAGCGGAUCGGGUGGUGGAGACCAACGGGCUUCCCGGGCUUCUGGUACAUGACGGGCAGCUUCGUCUGGGGCCGCCAGUUCUCGCCCGUCCUGGCGCUGCAGAUCACCGCCAUCGAACAGGGUCUGAACCCGGGCUAUUGGGAGCAGACGGACCGGGACAACAAGGGGAUAGGCACGGUAGUGCACAGAGUAUAG